AUGUCUACUUCCAAUGAUGCGCCAGGUGGUGCCGCGACCGAGCAGGCCAAUGUGCAGACUGUCAUUGAGGCUCGCAUUGAUCCCGACGAGAACACAGAGGACCGGACUUCUGACAUUGGAAGCGAAAUUUCAUCGAAUAGCAGUGUAUCCAGCUCAGUUUACGAAUUUCGUAUCGAAAAUGGACGCAGAUACCAAACGUACAGAGAGGGCAGUGAGUCACGAUCUCUCUCUUGCUUUCACCUCCAGACUGACGUUUAUAACCAAGAGUAUCAUUAUCCCAUCGAUGAAAGGGAGAGCGAGAGGCUUGGUGAGGCCCCCUAUCUCCCAAUACUGACUCACCUAUGUUCUUCAAGACUCAAGUUUAAUGUGCCAUCAGAUCUUCAGCACUGGCUGUGUCUAGGAUCAUUCAGAAACAAAUUGGGCCUUGCACCCCCCAAUGAUGAAGGGUCGUCAGUGAAGCGGGUUCUCGACUUGGGUACAGGCACUGGACUAUGGGCCAUUGAGUUUGGUGACGAACACCCUGAAGCCGAGGUCAUUGGCGUCGAUAUCGUCCCUCCGCAGUCCGUUGGUAGCGUCCCACCUAACGUCCUUUUCGAGAUUGACGACAUCGACGAAACUUGGACGUACAGCCAGCCAUUCGACUAUAUUCACAGUCGGAUGAUGACGUCUAGCAUCAGCGACUGGAAAAAGUACUUACAGAAGUGCUUCGAUCAUCUCGAGCCCAAUGGGUAUCUUGAGCUGCAGGAAGCCGAUCUUUUCCCUCAGUCUGACGAUGGUACUUUGAAGCCGGAUGCUGCGAUAAUCCAAAGUUGCGAGAACGUGCAGAAAGCUUGCACUAUAUUUGGAAGACCCUUUGCCAGCAUCCCCGACUUGGCUACUAUCAUGACUGAAGUUGGUUUCGAAGAUGUCGUUUUGACCAAGAACAAGUGGCCCAUGAAUUCAUGGCCAAAAGAUCAGCACUACAAGACCCUGGGAGCCUGGUCGCUUGAGAACUAUCUCCAAGGCAUCGAGGGGUGGACAAUGCCUGCAUUUACCAAGGGCUUGGGCUGGACGAAAGAUCAAGUUCAGGUCUUCCUGAUCGACGUUCGGAACGAGAUGAAGGACAGAACCAUCCACGCUUACUGGCCAGUAUACUCAAUCUACGGAAGGAAGCCGGUGCCUGCUCCCGAUGGCACAAAGAGCCAGUACGAGAACUAA
Messenger RNA from Colletotrichum higginsianum IMI 349063, 1197 nucleotides. Its product is annotated as Methyltransferase domain-containing protein. Gene Ontology annotation, molecular function: methyltransferase activity. The record is from RefSeq and is a predicted model, not a curated record. Bases 1 to 1197 code for a protein of 398 amino acids. The transcript has 7 exons. NCBI's taxonomy places the organism in Eukaryota, Fungi, Ascomycota, Sordariomycetes, Glomerellales, Glomerellaceae.